Molecule: messenger RNA, 916 nt
Organism: Aphanomyces astaci
Lineage: Eukaryota; Oomycota; Saprolegniomycetes; Saprolegniales; Verrucalvaceae
Exons: 1
Coding region: 61-846 (261 amino acids)
Source: RefSeq, a predicted model, not a curated record
AUUCACACACGAAAGAUCAUUAAACACACCAAGCCUGCCCACCACGAACUAGAGCUUUGCAUGGCUAUCACUGCAACCUUUGAGGUCCACGUAGCACAAGACUGUGGCCACGUUUGGAGUACAGCCACGUUCGCCUUCGCACCAGACACGUCGGAGUUGCACGUGUCGAUAGAUGGCGUCGCGAACUGCGACCACAGGUUCCCGCUGGCCGAAGGCUGCAGUCUCGACGCGUUGAGUAACCGCACGUAUCUUCUGCGACAUCGUUCGUUUCCUCACCAGGUGCUCUUUCGAAGUCCUCGCCAGGCAGCCACAGCACUCGACGAGUUUAUGAUGGCGCUGCGAGCCGUGCUGACGACGCCCUACUGGUCGCUCGCACGUCGCCAAGUGGAAGUAUUGGUGCAAACUACAGCUGAAGCGGGGGGAGGUGGGGAUGUCGACGACGACGAUUUGUGGGAGGUCCGGCAAUUGGUCCUCUGGGGCAAGUCGCUGAGUGUGUUUCGAAAUCACGAAUGCCUCCACGUGUACAACACGAACCAGGGCACCGUCGAGCCCAUCCACCACCUGUCGUUCCGGUGGGUUGGAUCGCCGACGUUUGUCUUUCGAAGCCCCGACGCCAUCCACCGAUGUCGGUUUCUCGAAGCGCUCGUCCGUGCCAUGUCCCCAUCCACCGAAGCGGAAGGCGGUGUCGACAACUCCGAAUCCGUUUCAACGCGCCAAGGAGCAGCAGCACAAGUGGACGCGUUGCUCAAACGACCUCACGACAACACGUCGACCAGUCAUUCCACCAGCAAGGCCAUCCCGACGAUGGGGGUGUCACCACCAUUUCCUGCAGUUGCAGCGUCAUAAUGCAAUUUCACUCGUGUCCUUUGAAUAUGACCGAUAGAGGUCCACACCAUUGUACCUUUAUACCCUUAGC